GAAACUCCCUCUGUUUCAAAGAGGAUCUAAAAUUGAGGCAUUAUAAAAGUGAGCCGAGUUCAACAUUCAGACUGUAUUUUUAGCUGGAAGAAGCGAGCCAAGCAGCCAGAACCUUUAAAGACAUCUGCAAGAUGAUCCAGACAGAAGUUGUACUUGAAGCUUUAAACGUGCUCUGCCAUGCCGGAGUUGAAAGACCAGAAGAUGGACUGGAAUGUGACGCUUCUGGAGGAAGGUCCAUGAAAGAGGUGACCAUCCAUGACUUCAUCCCUUUAGCGCUGUGUGGUCGUAGAAGCAGGAACCAACAUGUCGCAGGAGCAAAUCCAGACUGGGAGUCUGACUUCAGCCUGCCAAAUGACAUCCGUAAACGUGGUGAUGGACGUUUAGGCCUCCAGCCCAAUUACAACUGGUCCAAGAGUCACCUUGACCCACGUUUCGACUAUGACUUCACUAAGUUGAACGACACUAGAGUAUAUUUCAGAGGUGGGGAGAAGUACAAACGCCCGUGUGGUUGGCAGCGUUUUGCCCUCAAGGUUCUGGAUGAGUUUGGUGACAACGCCUGGCUGGGAAACCAAUUCCGCAGCACCCAGUCAGUGUCGGGGGAGUGGCCUGUGUCCUACCAUGGGACACAGGAGCAAUUUGUGGAAGCCAUCAUCGGAGAAAACUACAAGAAAGGCCCCGGUAAACAUUAUGGCCUGGGGAUUUAUUCUACUCCAAACAUCGACAUAGCACAAAAAUACGCCGUCGAAUUCACCGCCAACAGCACAAAAAAGAAGUACAAGGUGAUUAUGCAGAAUCGCAUCAACCCCGAGGAGCGGUUGAUUUGUAAUAGAAAAGAUUUCUGGCUGGUUCCCAUUGACGAAAGAACAUCACUGGAAGAGGAAAAAGAGAUAGUCAGAAAGGCCAUCCGUCCUUAUGGCCUUCUGUUGAAAGAGGUGUGAUCACUUAUUUGUUUUGUUUUUUAAGUGCUUCAUUAAAGUUUUACAAAAUACAGGUUAUUGACAAUUGGCAUACAUUAGAGAGCGAAAAAAAACCCCACAAAAGACAG
Etheostoma spectabile (orangethroat darter) is the source of this 1045-nucleotide messenger RNA. RefSeq lists its product as uncharacterized. The record is from RefSeq and is a predicted model, not a curated record. The transcript has 4 exons. Bases 132 to 938 code for a protein of 268 amino acids. Lineage: Eukaryota; Metazoa; Chordata; Actinopteri; Perciformes; Percidae.